AUGCGAGGCUCGGAAAGGUGCGGGGCAUGUCAGCAACCUCGCACCCUGCAAGGUCCGCGCGCCUAGCAGCAAAGCCGGGUCCCGCACCCCCGCCUUCGCAGACUCGCACUUGCGAGUUCUUCCCUUCUCCCGCACGCGACUGCGCCCAGGGACGCAAGUCCACCACUGGGACAGGCUCACAAAGCUCCACGCAGACCCACAAGUGAGCGAACACACAUCUCUGAGCAGAUCUGCGGGGGCAGAGGAGCGCGCUUCGCUCUUUCCUGCACCCCCAGCCUCCUCGCCUCCCCUGCCCGCCCCUCCUCCACAUCCCCAGCCCUCAAGCCCCGGGGCAGCCGCGCGCCGGGCGGGGCGAGGGCGGGGCGGGGUGUCGGGCGGCGCCGGCCCAAAAGGCGGAGUCGCUAGGCGAAGGGGCCAGAUCUGUGAGCCCAGCGCUGACUGCGCCGCGGAGAAAGCCAGUGGGAACCCAGACCCAUAGGAGACCCGCGUCCCCGCUCGGCGUGGCCAGGCCCCGCGCUAUGGAGUUCUUCUGGGCCCCUCUCUUGGGUCUGUGCUGCAGUCUGGCCGCUGCUGAUCGCCACACCGUCUUCUGGAACAGUUCAAAUCCCAAGUUCCGGAAUGAGGAUUACACCAUACAUGUGCAGCUGAAUGACUACGUGGACAUCAUCUGUCCGCACUAUGAGGAUCACUCUGUGGCAGACGCUGCCAUGGAGCAGUACAUACUGUACCUGGUAGAGCGUGAGGAGUACCAGCUGUGCCAGCCCCAGUCCAAGGACCAAGUCCGCUGGCAGUGCAACCGGCCCAGUGCCAAGCAUGGCCCUGAGAAGCUGUCUGAGAAGUUCCAGCGCUUUACACCUUUCACCCUGGGCAAGGAGUUCAAAGAAGGACACAGCUACUACUACAUCUCCAAACCCAUCCACCAGCAUGAAGACCGCUGCUUGAGGUUGAAGGUGACUGUCAGUGGCAAAAUCACUCACAGUCCUCAGGCCCAUGACAAUCCACAGGAGAAGAGACUUGCAGCAGAUGACCCAGAGGUGCGGGUUCUACAUAGCAUUGGUCACAGUGCUGCCCCACGCCUCUUCCCACUUGCCUGGACUGUGCUGCUCCUGCCACUUCUGCUGCUGCAAACCCCGUGAAGGUGUAUGCCACACCUGGCCUUAAAGAGGGACACACUGAAGAGAGGGACAGGCACUCCAAACCUGUCUUGGGGCCACUUUCAGAGCCCCCAGCCCUGGGAACCACUCCCACCACAGGCAUAAGCUGUCACCUAGCAGCCUCAAAACGGGUCAGUAUUAAGGGUUUCAACUGGAAGGAGGCCAACCAGCCCAGCAGUGCCAUCCCCACCUUCACCUCGGAGGGAUGGAGAAAGAAGUGGAGACAGUCCUUUCCCACCAUUCCUACCUUUAAGCCAAAGAAACAAGCUGUGCAGACAUGGUCCCUUAAGGCACAGUGGGAGCUGAGCUGGAAGGGGCCACGUGGAUGGGCAAAGCUUGUCAAAGACGCCCCCUCCAGGAGAUAGCCAGGAUGCCCAGAUGAACUGACUGAAGGAAAAGCAAGAAACAGUUUCUUGCUUGGGAGCCAGGUACAGGAGAGGCAGCAUGCUUGGGCUGACCCAGCAUCUCCCACCAAGACCUCAUCUGUGGAGCUGCCACAGAGAAGUUUGUAGCCAGGUACUGCAUUCUCUCCCAUCCUGGGGCAGCACUCCCCAGAGCUGUGCCAGCAGGGGGGCUGUGCCAACCUGUUCUUAAAGUGUAGCUGUAAGGGCAGUGCCCAUGUGUACAUUCUGCCUAGAGUGUAGCCUAAAGGGCAGGGCCCACGUGUACAGUAUCUGUAUAUAAGUUGCUGUGUGUCUGUCCUGAUUUCUACAACUGGAGUUUUUUUAUACAACGUUCUUUGUCUCAAAAUAAAGCAAUGUGUUUUUUCGGA
This is a messenger RNA of Nomascus leucogenys (northern white-cheeked gibbon), 1926 nucleotides long. RefSeq names its product ephrin A1 (gene EFNA1). The record is from RefSeq and is a predicted model, not a curated record. Gene Ontology annotation, molecular function: ephrin receptor binding. Lineage: Eukaryota; Metazoa; Chordata; Mammalia; Primates; Hylobatidae. Gene Ontology annotation, cellular component: plasma membrane. Gene Ontology annotation, biological process: axon guidance; ephrin receptor signaling pathway.